UUCGCUUUUGUAAAUAUCUCUUUCAUUUCUAAAAAUUUAAGUGCACUCAUAAGCGUGGAAAUUUUAUUUUUGCAAAAAUGUUAUUUCUAAUUUAAUAUUUAUUUUUAAUUGCUAGAAAAACAGAAUAUAAUCACCAUAAAUCCGAACAAUGGACAAUCAAGGAUUUUCUAUACAAUGGAUACCAGUUGAAAAUUCCCUCAACGUUACGAACGAAGAAGUUAUUACUAUGGAAGCUCGAACGGAAGAAGAUAAUAAUGUGCACAAUUAUAUCGAAAUGUCUUCAUUGCCAACAAAUUUAGAUCAAAUUGCUGCGGAAAAUUUGAUAUAUAUGGCACAUGAUGGACAUAUAGAUACAAUUUGCGAAGAUUUAAUAGAAGAAGAUCCAGAUGGUGUGACAGAACAUUCAAAUCCAAGUCAAAUAGUUCAAGUGUAUCAUUCGAAUGGUCAUAAUGAUAAUAAUUCGAGAAAUAUUAAUGAGGUUGUUAUUCAACAUAACGAAAUUGUUAACACGGAAAAUGAGAGUGUUGAAGAUCAGUCACAAUAUUUUGAAUGCCAAGUAACCACAGAAGAAAUUAUUACAGAUGAUUGGGUACAACAGCAGGGUGAGGAAAGAGUUGAAAUAUCAGUUGAUCAAAUAACUGCUGGCGAUCCUCACGAUACUGAUGAUAUUGAUGUUCCUUUACCAACAGAUCAAGAUGAAUAUACUGCACUGAGACCGUAUCCAUGCGAUUUUUGCAGUAAACGAUUUAAAAAAAAACUUAGUUUGAUGAAUCAUAUGAUGGCUCAUAAAAAUGAUCGUCCACAUAUUUGCAAUUUUUGUGGCUGCAGAUAUAUGAGGCGAACCGAUUUACUCAAUCAUUUAAAAAUCCAUGCCAGUAUGGGGGAUCAUCAAAUUGACGAAUUUGAUGAGAAUUAUAUGCAUCUUAAUGAUCAUAUAAUUGAGACAAAACCAACUGACCGUCGAAGUGCUGAUCACUAUUAUGACCAGAUGUGGGAUGAAGUUGAGGCUAUAACUUCAGAAUACGAUAGGCGUAAGCCUAGUUCUAAGCAUAAACAAAAUUCUAACAACAAUAAUUCUAUACUUACAACAAAGAACAAAAUUAGCACAAAAUCUAAAAAAUGUGUGGACCUCAAAAGCGAAAUUGUUAAAGCUGAAAAAGUUGUUCACAAUGAAGAAGAAAUACCCCAUUAUCCAAUUUUAGACGAAAGAAAACCUUUUGUAUGUCAAAAAUGUGGAAUUGCCUUUGCUAGAGAAAAGGCCCUAUUAUCUCAUAAAAGGAUUCAUGCAAAUAACUCGCCUUCAUUUGAAUGUAAUAACUGCAAUGAAAUAUUCUAUGAUAUUGAUAGUUUAAAUGAUCAUCAACGAGCUCAUCGUUUUGAGGAGAGUCAUUCAGAAUAUGAACCUGGACAAGGUGAUGAAAGUGAUUCAAAUGAUUCUUCGAAAUAUGGUGAAUUUUAUUGUAACAUUUGCGGGAUGUCAUUUCACCGACAAGAUUUACUUCGGCGACAUUCGAAAAGCCAUAUAAAAAAGGAGGCUGCAGACAAUGGUUAUGUCGGGGCGGAAAUGCGCCAUUGUUGUAAUGUCUGUGGUGAGAACUUUUCGGAAGCUCUUGAUUUGUUGGCUCAUGCUGAAAUCCACGCCAGAUCACAACCUUUCAAAUGUGUACUUUGCGGAGAAACGUUUUUAGAGGAAGCUACAAUAAAAAAACAUGUAUCCAAUGUUCAUUCAAAAGAAUUAACGACAAAUUCAUGUGUUUUAUGUGGAAAGUGCUGUAAAGAUAGAAAAUCAUUGAUUAAACAUGCUUGGGAACAUUCGAAAGAGAAAAAUCAUUCUUGCUCAAAAUGUGGGAAAACCUUCCAUAAUAAGGCUAGAUUGAACCGUCAUAUGGUGUCACAUCGUAACAAAACAGUAAUUUGCGAAGUUUGUCAAGAAGAAUUUCCAGAUGGAAGAUCGUUAAUGAAUCAUCGACACUCACAUACGAAUACAUCUGGAAAGUUAUUUCCGUGUCAAGAAUGUGGUAAAACUUUUGGAUCACGUAGUUCGCAACAAAUUCAUAUUCGAAUCCAUACUGGUGAGCGUCCUUAUGGAUGUCGUUAUUGUUGGAAAGCGUUUGCAGACGGUGGAACAUUAAGAAAGCAUGAAAGGAUUCACACAGGUGAAAAACCAUAUGCCUGUUCUGUAUGUCCAAGAGCUUUUAAUCAAAGAGUUGUUUUACGUGAACAUAUCAGAUCACAUCAUUCUGCUGUUGACGUUAAAAGGGGGACAUAUUAUUGCCCGGUUUGUUCUAGCGAUUUAUCCAAUUCGACUGAUUUAAUACAACAUUUGAUUCAACAUAGCGAUAUGCAUACAGCUAUGAAAAGACAGCCAGUUACCGGUCCACGGAAAUAUAAACGAAGACGUAAGCUAAAACCUCAUGAACUGGAAAGAUUGCGGUCAGAACAACGUGAAGGAAUUAGCGAUAUAGAUUAUUCGGAUUUGGAUAUGGGAGAUGUAGAUGAUUUACUUGGCAUAACAUCGAAAUCUAAAAAGUAUAGUCGGUCACCUACUGGGUCUUCAUUUAUCAAAACGGAAAAAGAACGCGAAAGAACUUUGUCAGCGUCUAGUACAAACCGUAUUAGAAAAUAUUCAAAUAAUUCAGACAAAAUAAAUUCAAGUAGUUGGCAAACAAAACUAAUAACGUCUUCGACAAAUGAAGACUAUAAUUCGGUUAUAUCAAACUUAGAGAAUACUUUGCAAAAUAUUGAUACUCUUGUAGUUAGUAACAAUUCAUCAUCAGUCUUAAAUAAACAAUCUGUGGUUUCUACGAAUUGUAACGAAAAUUCGUCAAGACUUCUUUAUCCUGAUUUGAGUCAACAAAUUGAAUCAAGUAAAAUCGGUUCCACUAAUAAUACUUAUAUGAACAAUACAUCAAAAGUAAGCAAAAUAAAUAACGUCAAAAAUAAAAAAUCUAAUCCUGAUAGUUAUAAUGGUACUUCAAAUGAGUACAACAAAAAGAAACCAAAAAUGAUACACACUCAAAAGACAAGAAUUUCUGUUGAAGAAGGAAAGCGUAAAACUCGAACAAUGAUUACGACAAAACCUGUAUCCAUACACCGAAAUGAAGUUUUCUUUAAUGACGAUCGGAAAUCAGCUGGCGAACUUGACGUAAUAAUACCGGAUAUUAUAACGAAUAGGUCACCGAUUCGUGUGAAACAAGAAAACUCAUAUAUAGAAAGCCACCCUUCUGGAUUGACUACAGAAUCUGAUUUAUAUAACGCACAAUUGCUACUAGAAGCUGCUUCAGUUCGCAAAGAAAUAGAAAAAUAUAAUCCCAACGUUGUUAAUGAAUUAGAUGAGAUUUUAAGAUCUCCAGAUAAAGUAAAGUCUCCUCAGUGUGAUGAAAUUGAAUUGGAACAAAAAACUGAAAUGAAUUUUCUACAAUCUCCGAUUUCAUCUAAUACAGUGUAUACAGGUUUUGGUUGCUCAACAAACGAAGAGAGGCGUUCAAGUCGUUCACGUCGUAUUUUACCAAAUCGCAAAUAUUUGGAAUAUGAAACGACACCACCUCGUACAACAUUUAAAUCUCAAAAAAAUUCAUCUAUAAAACAGAAUAAAAUGUCAAAAGUGAAAUAUGAACAAAAAGAAUGUGUUAAAGUUAAGAAUGAACCAAAAUAUGAAGAAAAUUUGCAAAUAAGCAACAGUCAUAGCAAUAUUCAAGUAAAAUUUGAAAUUGAACCUUCAGGUACAGAGAUAACCCCAAAUGAAAAACAAAUUUCUAUAAAUGAUUUACAUAACGCCUUAAACAAUUCAAAUAUAAGUGCUGACAGUAGUAAUGGAAAUGAUUGUAAUAUUUCACCAAAAAAAGACACAAUAAUAAAGGUUGAAGCCAGUACUAACAGUUUUAAGUGUGAAAUGUGCUCAGCUUCAUUUUCCGAUCGAGCCCAACUUUUGGUUCAUGUUCCAAUUCAUAUAUAAGAAAGUGAAUUUUGUUUCUUAUAUCAUUUUUUAUAGUGUCUUUUCAUUAGUUUACUUAGACACUCUUUCUAUCAUAAAACUGUAUUUGUAAUAAAUACAUCAAAACAUAGUUUCUAUUUUGUCCUACGUUCGUUUAGAAGUCUGUGCCAUAAAAAAUCGCGAUUUUACAAGUGUGAUAUUGGCAUACUGAAAAAUACUGAUAAAAAAUUAUUUUUAAUUAAUAUUUGAAAAACUUUAAGGUACCAGUUUUUUAAAUACAUAUGUACAUAUGUACAUAUAUUAUUUAAAAUUCAGAAUUAAUUUUUGACAAAUUGUUUUACAUAAUACCUAUAAUGCAUGUGUGUAUAAAAAAUAAAAUUUGUAUAUACGUAUACAAAUUUAUUAUAUAAUAUAUCAAAACUAAGAAUUUUUUAUAUAUUCAUAAGAAAUAAUUAAUGAUAAGAUGUUUUUAGAAUUAGACUACUUUUUAUAAAAGAUCAUUAAAUUACUUGACAAACUUAUGGAAAGACGAGUUCAAUCUUUUUUUGGUUUAACUGUUUGAUUUAAAUAAUUUCAAUAAAUAAAAGUUUAAUUGUUUUUUUAGUUUUUAAUUACUUUAGGCUUUGUUAUCGCUAUGAGGUUAACAGUCAGUGUAUGCUUUAUCAAUUAGCUUAAAAUUGAAUGCAAUUACAUUAGAUUGAGCAAGCGGAUGUUAGAUAUUAUUUUCCUUAUGAAUUUAUCAUAAAUUUUUAGUUUAUCCAUUUUCUUAGGUUUUGUAUUUACAUACAUUAUGUAUUCUGCGUCAUAUUCUAAAAAAAUUAUUAAAGAUGUACAUAAUAAUAUAAUCUAGCAAUAGUUUUAAACAAUUUUAAAUUUAAAAAUUUUUGAAUUAAAAAAAAAAUUUAUGUUAUUUUCAUUGCAGUAUCGGAGUUAGUUUUAUUCUUUAUUUAAAAAAAAUAUGUGAUGUAGAGCACUAAUAAAAGUUGUUUGGUAAAUUUUAAAAUUUUAAACCUAAGAAUUACAAAAAAAAAACAUUUACAAUAGAAGCAUUUCAGAUUUUAAUAAAUAAUUGUAAUGAG
Messenger RNA from Condylostylus longicornis, 5013 nucleotides. Its product is annotated as zinc finger protein 616. Bases 149 to 3955 code for a protein of 1268 amino acids. Lineage: Eukaryota; Metazoa; Arthropoda; Insecta; Diptera; Dolichopodidae. The record is from RefSeq and is a predicted model, not a curated record. The transcript is spliced from 9 exons.